CACUUUUGCAGCAUAAUUUUUCUGCGUUUGCAUUCCAUAAGUAACUUUAACUUAAAAUAUCGAACCUUAAUACACUAGCAUACAUAUCAGAAGUUAAAAGUAAAUUUAUUGGGACCAGUGAGAAGAUUCAGCCAUAAACGGAUAGUGUAAUGAAAAUGGAUUUUGUGGAAAAGUUAUAGAGCAAAUACGUUUUUAGUGGGAGAAAGGCUACAGUGACAACGAUAGGUGCAACAAAAACUGAUAACUGUUGCAGUAGCGCUAGUACUUCUACACAGGCGCUAUCAAUAAAACCAUGGCCUACCUUCCGCACAAUGGUGACCUGAUAAAUUUGAACGUUGGUGGACAGCGAUUUUCUACUUCACGUCAAACGCUGACGUGGAUACCAGACACAUUUUUCACGGCACUGCUAAGCGGACGCAUUUCCAGUUUACGCGAUGAAACUGGUGCUAUCUUCAUCGAUCGAGACCCUUCGUUGUUCUCAAUUAUUCUGAACUAUUUGCGAACCAAGGAUAUUGAUAUCAAAAAUUGUGAAAUCCGUGCAUUAAGGCAUGAGUCUGAGUACUAUGGUAUUACCCCACUGGUCAAGCGGUUAGCACUUUGUGAAGACUUGAAUCACUCAUCAUGUGGUGAUGUACUCUUUUAUGGUUACUUGCCAGCACCAAUGAUGCCAUCAAAUGAUUCAGUGCAUAAUGCUGUCGCUUCGAACGGGCCAGCUGUACUUGAGGACCGUUCUUGUGGUGUUUUCGAUGUACCUUCUUAUAGAACUGUGAAUAACUCUGGAACUAACCCAGUAAGUGGGAAUUCUUAUAAUAUACCAACAACAACCGGACCGAUGGAACCUUGCUUACCAUCAACUUCAACUGGUGUCAUGUCCGCUAAUGCUCGGCCUGGUUCAAUGGUUCGUGUUCCAGAAACAGCAUCUACAUCGAGUAGACAUUCAUCAUCGCAUUCACGGAACUCUUCUUGGGAUUUGCGUUGUGGGCGUCCAAAUGUCAGUGUUGGCGGUGACGUGCGAAAUUGGGGCCCUGGCGUUCCAUCGUCUACACAUUCGCGCACCGCAUCUCUUGAUUAUAUGCGUCAUUCUCGAAAUUCAUCUGCCGAUCUCAAUAAGAUAAUACGCAAUGAUGUAGGACUAGUUUUCAGCCCAACAUUGACAUCCAACUGGGUCGAUCCGUUACGUGUUCAAAUAAUCAAGGCCCAUCAAAACUGGAUUGCAGUAGCAUAUGCUCAUUUUGUAACUUGUUAUCGCGUUAAGGACUCAAGUGGAUGGCAACUAGUAUUCACUUCGCCUCAUAUCGACUCGACUAUUGAACGUAUGGCGAUCAACUCAAAGGUCAACACCUCCACAGCUGAACCUACUCCCAGCAAAAUGGUAGCCAUUUCUUACGGCAGCCAAAUUCGCCUUUGGAGCAUACAUGAGGGAGGCAAUAAGACCGAUGUCGGAACGUUUAAUUUGAAUGUACGUGUUGAAUAUUUAUUUUUCAUCGGCAGCCAAUUAGUAGCUUUGUCAUCGUCUGGGAAAAUAGGCGUUUGGCACGCGAUGACACAACACUGGCAAAUUCAAGAUUUGGUACCAGUGCUAUCUUUUGACUCGGCUGGAUCCUUUCUACUUCUUGGUUGUAACAACGGUUCAAUUUAUUAUAUAGAUAUGCAAAAGUUUCCACUUCGCAUGAAGGAUAAUGACUUACUGGUGACUGAGCUGUAUAAGGACCCAACCUUGGACCCGAUUACAGCAAUUUCCGUAUAUCUUACUCCAAAAACCUCCAGUAUAAGCGGCAAUUGGAUAGAGAUAGCGUAUGGAACGAAAUCGGGCGCAGUGCGUAUUAUUGUACAACAUCCCGAGACUGCCGGGCACGGUCCACAUUUGUUUGAAACCUUUACUGUACAUCAAAGUCCAGUAACUAAGGUUACGCUCUCGGAGAAGUAUCUGAUCUCGGUUUGCAGUGAAUAUCAUCACGUACGCACUUGGUCACUAACACGUUUCCGUGGCAUGCUGUCUACACAACCAGGGUCAACACCUGAGGCAUCUUUUAAAAUUGUGUCACUUGAAGCUACCGAUUCGCAUUACAGUUAUGCAGCUGGCAACGAUUUUGGGCCAUAUGGCGAUUAUGAUGAACAGAUAUUUGUGCAAAAAGUCGUACCCGAAACGGAUCAGCUUUACGUGCGUCUAGCUUCAAAUGGGGACCGUGUUUGCAUUAUAAAGUCGGUGGAUAGCUCAACUAUCACGUCCUUCUGUGUGCACGAGUGUGAAGUCUCGUCUCGAAUGGGCUCACGAUUCAUUUUGACAGGGCAUUGCAAUGGUGUCAUUCAAAUGUGGGAUCUUACUACGGCGCUGGCGUUAUUUUCAAAGGGUGAACCACAGCAGAACACCUUCGGCGGACCAGACACACACGAACUCCUCCGGCUACUUGACCAAUGUGAGAUCAGCAAUAGCCUCAGCUCAACGCCUUGUAUGUCACCGUGUCUAUCAGUGGUUGGAGGCAUGGCAAACGCCGCAAUAGCUCGCAUGAAGGCCAGCAAUGUAGCUCUGCUAAAUCAACUCCACAAUCAACACCAACAAAUGCCACUACAACAACAGCCGCAAGCUCAAUCCCAGCAAUCAACUGUCAAUGUGGCUGCGCAACAGCAUCAACCACAACAACAUCAGUUACAACAAAUGCAGCAGCAGCAACAACAACAGCCAGCCACACAAGGCAUUGGUAACAACGCAGAUUGAGAAGAGUGAAACAUAUGUUUAUCAGCUGCUGUGGCCAUUGCUGUUGCGGAGGUGGCGCUGGUUGUGGUUGGACGUGUUUCAUCUUUCUAAUAUUUAGACUAGAAAUAGAGUGUGUUCUCAAAUUGUUAAACAUAAUGCGCUGUUCGAUGAGAUUACUUUGCUUGUUCCGUUACAUCGCAGCAGCAACUGUGGAACAACCUUAGAAAGGUCGCGAUGCACUUUAAAACUGGGGCGUCUUUCCGUGCCUCAAUACUUGUAAACGACUAGAUGUUACUCUUAUGUAUAUUUUGUUAGUGAUUUUUAAAGGUGAUCAUCAUUCGUACAAUAUCCACAUGGGCAAAUGCACUCUACUCGUUUACGAAGCACACGUUUUGCCCGAUUAUAUCGAAAUAUACACAUAUAAUUUUUCUAUUCUUAUUGAAUGAUAACUAAAUUUUUGUAUAUGUUAUUUUCUUACAUAUUGAUAAACAUGUAAGCAUGCUCAUUAUUAUAUACAACAACCAAAAAAUUGGAUAUGAAAUUGUAAACUUUAAAAAGUUUUGAAUAAAAUUUUAGACCGAAGUCAUCUUUUUACAUCGAA
This is a messenger RNA of Zeugodacus cucurbitae (melon fly), 3296 nucleotides long. Its product is annotated as SH3KBP1-binding protein 1. The record is from RefSeq and is a predicted model, not a curated record. The coding region runs from base 293 to 2716 and encodes 807 amino acids. Gene Ontology annotation, molecular function: protein binding. Lineage: Eukaryota; Metazoa; Arthropoda; Insecta; Diptera; Tephritidae. The transcript is spliced from 5 exons. Gene Ontology annotation, biological process: protein homooligomerization.